Molecule: messenger RNA, 1122 nt
Organism: Arctia plantaginis
Lineage: Eukaryota; Metazoa; Arthropoda; Insecta; Lepidoptera; Erebidae
Source: the annotation of a GenBank genome assembly
AUGGAGAAAGUACAAAUAAAGAAGACGGAGGCCGAUGCAGCAUUAGAAGAUGGCUCGAAGACCAAAAAUUCCCUUCUCUACAUGUGCUCUCAAAUGAACAUAUCCUACCCGAGCUAUCAAAAUUGUUGCUACUAUUACUGUUAUCCCUACAUCAGUUAUGGACCCUACGUUUGCUAUAAACCGGCUAGACCUUGUGGACCUUGUGGUUAUGGGGCUUAUGGCCCUAGUGGGCCGUUUGGUCCCUGCAGAGCUUGUGGUUUUCCUUGCGGUUGGGACUGCCAUCGUCACUGCCCUCCUCUAAAUUCCACUCUGUUUUGUUCAAUCCCCUAUUGGACAGAUGCUAGGCUUUAUGGCACUAACUUGCCAGGCGUUCAGUGUAGCCUUUGUGGUAAUAUCGGUUGUCCACCUAUAUUCAAACCUGUACUUGUUCCUUACAACUGCACUUUCAACACACCCACAUUUUCUGCUGGUUCGGAAUCAUAUAUGGUGCCAUUUCAAGGUUUCCAUUGCAACAGUCAUCUUCCUUUAACUUUUAUCAAUCCAAUUCAACCACAUUCGGGCUCGAAUACUUUAUUAAAGAAACAAACAGACAAACCUAAGAGACAAUAUAUAAUAUGCAGAGCAAAAUCGGAGAAAGCUAAUUCAAAUAAGAGUGCCAAACCUAGUAGAGAACCUCCAGAGAGACUGAAUAUAUUGCUACUGCCGCGUGUGAUAGGUGAGGCUCCAGCCGGCAAGAAGAAAAAACCGGAAAAGACACCUAGAGAAACACCAGAGAGAUUAAGCAUGUUGUUGCUACCACGUGUCAUAGGAAUGGAUGACCCAAAAAAGAAAUCUGACAAACCCCAAGCAGUCACUCGAGAAUCGCCAGAGAGGUUGAACAUAUUGUUGCUUCCACGUGUGAUAGGAGAGGAUGCCCCAAAAAAGAAAUCUGAUAAAGCCCAAACAGUCACUCGAGAAUCGCCAGAGAGGUUGAACAUAAUGUUGCUACCACGCGUUAUGGGGGAGGAUGCCCCAAAAAAGAAAGCCAAACCAACAGAAGUUGCUCGGGAAUCGCCAGAGAGAUUGAACACGUUGUUGCUACCACGUGUAAUAGGGGAGGCUGCUAAACCUAAAAAGAAAUGA